AUGCGGUUCUUCAACUCAGCUACCGUCGCAGCAUUCAUUCCUUUUGUGGUCCAUCUAGCGGAUGCGAAACCUGUCAGUAUAGAAAUAGCUACCUUGGGCGGCGCGGCCUUUCGGAUUGAACAGGUGCCUAACCCUAACUUCUACUACGGUUCUCGUCGAGGGCCCAUUGCUUUGGCCAGGGCCUAUUCCAAGUUUGGACAACAAAUCCCGGAUGAACUACUCUCGCUCAUCGACCAGAUUCUCGCGGAACUUGGGUUGCUCAAUGGAGGCAACGGUGCACAUAUGGGACACGGAGAAGGUGGGGGCUCGAAAGGCAACGGCACGGCCACGGCGCAAGGGGGGGAUGGAGGCAGCAAAAACGGCAACGGAACGGCAGCUCAUCCAGAUGGAGAGGUCGCGGCGAUCCCUGCCGAGUUCGACAGCCAGUACCUCUGCCCCGUCCAGAUCGGCACUCCUCCUCAAACGCUGAACCUGAACUUCGACACCGGGUCCUCGGAUCUCUGGGUCUUCAGCAGUGAGACACCGGUGACUGAGGUGGCGGGACAGGCUAUAUACAACGUUCAAGCCAGCUCAAGCGCCAAAGUCUUGGAGGGCGCGGCGUGGUCCAUCUCUUACGGUGACGGCAGUUCGUCGAAAGGCAACGUCUACAUGGACACCGUCACCAUCGGUGGCGUGACAGUUGAGAGCCAGGCCGUCGAAUCGGCGACCCAGGUAUCGGCCUCCUUCACCAGAAACGCGAACCAGUCUGGACUGGUUGGCCUCGCCUUUGGGACCAUCAACACGGUGCAACCGACCAAGCAAAAGACGUUUUUCGAGAACGCCAUGAGCAACCUCGCGAUGCCGCUUUUCACGGCAAACCUCAAAAAGGGCGCAGCUGGCAACUACAACUUCGGCUUUCUGGAUACCUCAGAAUUCACCGGGGAUAUCAACUUCAUCCCCGCCAACUCGACCGCCGGCUUCUGGCAGUUCACCGCGCAGGGCUUCGGCGUCGGCAACGGCAGCGCGACAACCGCGAUGCCGCACCAGGCCAUUGCCGACACGGGCACGACGCUGAUGCUUCUGCCCGACGCCAUCGUCAAGGCGUACUACUCGAACAUUGCCGGCGCAAAGUUCGACGCGACCAACGGCGGCUUCGUGUUCGGCUGCCAGCAAGAUAUCCCCUCGUUCACCCUCGACCUCGGCACGUACAAGGCCGUCGUGCCCGGCGAGUUUAUCAAGUUUGCGCCGGUGGACGGGCAGACCGUCGAGACGUCGUCCAUGUGCUUUGGAGGACUCCAGAGCGUAGGGACGCUGCCCUUUGCGAUUUACGGGGACGUGUUUCUCAAGUCGCAGUUCGUCGUCUUCCACGGCGGAAAGAACCAGUUGGGGUUUGCGACCAAGCCCUUAUAA
Messenger RNA from Colletotrichum graminicola M1.001, 1389 nucleotides. RefSeq names its product eukaryotic aspartyl protease. The coding region runs from base 1 to 1389 and encodes 462 amino acids. Gene Ontology annotation, molecular function: aspartic-type endopeptidase activity. Lineage: Eukaryota; Fungi; Ascomycota; Sordariomycetes; Glomerellales; Glomerellaceae. Gene Ontology annotation, biological process: proteolysis. The record is from RefSeq and is a predicted model, not a curated record. The transcript is spliced from 3 exons.